Oncorhynchus gorbuscha (pink salmon) is the source of this 2052-nucleotide messenger RNA. RefSeq names its product tubulin alpha 5 (gene tuba5). Bases 678 to 1790 code for a protein of 370 amino acids. The transcript is spliced from 5 exons. NCBI's taxonomy places the organism in Eukaryota, Metazoa, Chordata, Actinopteri, Salmoniformes, Salmonidae. Gene Ontology annotation, biological process: microtubule cytoskeleton organization; mitotic cell cycle. The record is from RefSeq and is a predicted model, not a curated record. Gene Ontology annotation, molecular function: structural constituent of cytoskeleton; GTP binding. Gene Ontology annotation, cellular component: microtubule; cytoplasm.
UUUAGUGCAGCGCAGACCCAGUCUACAUUCCUGUGUUGGCGGUGACCAUUGUCGACGGAGCUGUAGCAAAACUUUUUGCGCCUUUUACUGUAUUCAUUUUCAAACCCUUUUUUACGCGCCUUCAAUCAUCCGAAUCUUGACAGGAGGAAAUGAGAGAGUGUAUCUCCAUCCACGUGGGCCAGGCGGGAGUUCAGACUGGCAAUGCAUGCUGGGAACUCUUCUGCUUGGAACACGGUGUGGGGCCAGACGGGGUGUUCAAUGAAGAGGACCAGGGGCCUAAUUCACGGACUGACCCCUUCAACACCUUUUUUAACACAGGAAGUUCUGGCCGCCAUGUUCCCAGGGCCAUAUUUGUGGACCUGGAGCCAACAGUGGUCGUUAAGCAAUUUCAUUUGUAACAUUUUGUUUCUCUCCACCCAUCAUUCAUGUUUGUGUGUGUGAUUGCACAUGUGUAGUGUAAAUGCAUAUCCAUCCUCAUGGGCCAGGCAGGAGUGCUAAUUGGGAAUGCAUGCGGGGACCUGUGCUGGAUGGAGCAUGGUAUCCAAGAGACAAGACCAUUGGUGGUGGCGGUGAUGACCCCUUUUACACUUUCUUCAAUGAGCGUGGCUCAGGAAAGCUUGUACAAAGGGCUGUAUUUGUGGACCUAGCCAGAUGUAAUUGAUGAGGUCAGGACAGGAAUGUACAGGCAGCUCUACCAUCCUGAGCAGCUCAUCUCUGGAAAGGAGGAUGCAGCCAAUAACUACGCCCGUGGACACUACACCGUGGGUAAGGAGAUCAUUGACGGGGUUCUGGAGCGUGUCCGUAAAAUGACUGACCAGUGCACAGGGCUACAAGGAUUCCUCAUCUUCCACAGCUUCGGAGGAGGCACUGGCUCUGGUUUCACCUCUCUGCUGAUGGAGCGCCUGUCUGUUGACUACGGUAAGAAGUCCAAGCUGGAGUUUGCCAUCUACCCAGCUCCCCAAGUGUCCACAGCUGUGGUAGAGCCAUAUAAUUCCAUUCUGACCACCCACACCACCCUGGAUCACUCUGACUGUGCCUUCAUGGUGGACAAUGAGGCCAUCUACGACAUCUGUCGCCGCAACCUUGAUGUUGAGCGCCAAUCCUACACCAACCUCAACAGAUUGAUCGGUCAGAUCGUUUCCUCCAUCACUGCCUCCCUACGCUUUGAUGGUGCCUUGAAUGUUGACCUCACAGAGUUCCAGACCAAUUUAGUCCCAUUCCCCCGCAUUCAUUUCCCUCUGGUCACCUACGCACCCAUUAUCUCCACUGAGAAGGCCUACCAUGAGCAGCUGACCAUCUCUGAGAUCACCACUGCCUGCUUCGAGCCAGCCAAUCAGAUGGUCAAGUGUGACCCUCGCCAUGGCAUGUACAUAGCCUGCUGUAUGCUGUACCGUGGCGAUGUGGUGCCCAAAGAUGUGAACGCUGCCAUUCAAAAUAUCAAGACCAGACGUUCCAUCCAGUUUGUGGAUUGGUGCCCCACCGGUUUCAAGGUUGGGAUCAACUAUCAGCCCCCGACUACCGUACCUGGAGGUGAUCUAGCUAAAGUCCAGAGGGCUGUGUGCAUGCUGAGCAACACCACUGCCAUUGCUGAAGCCUGGGCCCGUUUGGACCACAAGUUUGACCUCAUGUAUGCCAAACGUGCCUUUGUGCACUGGUAUGUAGGUGAGGGCAUGGAGGAGGGAGAGUUCUCUGAGGCCAGAGAAGACAUGGCUUGCCUGGAGAAGGAUUAUGAAGAGCUGGGCAGAACAAGCACAGAAUCUGAUGAUGAUGAAGCGGGUGAGGAAUAUUAAGAACAAAAUAACCAUGAUGUCCAAUCUGUCUUUUAAAAAUGUCAUAUUCUGUCUUUGUAUUCUUUCUUGUAACAAUAUAUUGUUGUAUCUGCCUGCCCUGAACAAAAACAUCUGAUGUUGUAUAAACAGCCAGAUGCACUUUUUUUGUGGUUUAUUAACACCUUGUUAAUCGGUAUGUUUCAAAGUGCCAUGUUUUGCAAUUGCAAUAGUUUUCAGCUUCUGAAUAAAAUCCGUCUUGAGUACAACAUUGCAAAAUAUAUUU